Dromaius novaehollandiae (emu) is the source of this 831-nucleotide messenger RNA. RefSeq names its product NADH:ubiquinone oxidoreductase subunit A12 (gene NDUFA12). The transcript has 4 exons. Gene Ontology annotation, cellular component: membrane. Lineage: Eukaryota; Metazoa; Chordata; Aves; Casuariiformes; Dromaiidae. The record is from RefSeq and is a predicted model, not a curated record. Gene Ontology annotation, biological process: mitochondrial respiratory chain complex I assembly; response to oxidative stress. Bases 41 to 481 code for a protein of 146 amino acids.
CGGGCGGCGGCCGGAAGGGGGCGGCGGGUGGUGCCGCAAGAUGGCGGAGUACGUGCAGCUGGUGAAGCGGGCGCUGAAGCACCUCGGCGGCCACGGCGGCGUCCGCGGCGCCGUGUGGCAGCUGCUGAGGGUCAAUGAUUUGAAGACUGGUACACUGAUAGGAGUCGACAAAUAUGGAAACAAAUACUAUGAAGACAAAAGAAACUUCUUUGGUCGACACCGAUGGGUCAUAUAUACUAAUGAAAUGAAUGGCAAAAAUACGUUUUGGGAAGUUGAUGGAAGUAUGGUGCCCCCUGAAUGGCAUCGCUGGCUUCAUUGUAUGACGGAAGACCCUCCAACUACUCAUCCACCAGUUGCUCGUAAAUUUAUUUGGGAGAACCAUAAAUUCAAUCUGAGUGGCACUCCUGGACAGUAUGUACCUUACUCUACUACUCGCAAGAAGAUACAAGAGUGGAUCCCACCCACAACACCUAGCAAAUAACAGCAAAAAGAAAUAACUUGCCUAAAACUUGGCUUUCAGUGCAAAUUAUAUUUUCACUGUUUUUGAUCAAAAUAAAAGCCUCCUAUAACAGUAAUAAUUUAGUUUAUUGUGCUGGGGGGAACCAAGUGAGAAAAUAUUGGUGAGAGGUGGAGGACAGAAUAUGUGGUAAGUGUUAACUUCAUCAAGAUACUAGGCGUUUUGUCAUGUCAUCAGUGGCUCUUGCCUUAACAUAAACAGCUCUUAAACUUUUUUAGUGUUGAUCAUUCCUGUGACAGUCAUUUCUCACAUUUGUAGCAUUCAACAGAGUAUGAAUAUAAAUUGGAAAUAAAUGAUUCUCAUCUUUAACCUUA